Messenger RNA from Pelagomonas calceolata, 696 nucleotides. The record is from the annotation of a GenBank genome assembly. Lineage: Eukaryota; Pelagophyceae; Pelagomonadales; Pelagomonadaceae.
GCAGACGGUCAGCAAAGCGUACGGCGCCGCCGACGCCGAAGCGCAGACCGCCGCGGCUCCGGAGGCGAAGCCCCUGAGGCUCGGCCGGGCGACCGUCGCCGCGAUUUGCCUCGCGGCCGCGCUCAGCGGCGCCGCGGUCGCGUCCGUCGCGCGCGUGCGGACGCGCACCUACGUCGCGGACCUCGCCGGCGUCAGCUACACCAUGGGAGCAUCGGAGCUGUGCGGCGACCUCGGCAAAUGCGAGGAACCCACGAAAUGCUACCAAAAACUCAAGGACAACGGCGAGACGAAGUACAAGUGCGCCGAAGGGUCCCCGGGGAACAAGUGGACCAUCGUCGAAAGCGCAAGAAGCAAGAAGAAGCCGGGCCCCGAUUCCCUCAGCGGCGGGGGCGACAAGCCCGACAAGAUCAUGUGCGCGAUGGUGCACCGCCCGGUGUGCGACACCGAGGGCAACUGGCACACGAACGCCUGCGUGGCCGAGCACCAAAAGUUCAAGACGAUUUCGAGCGAGCACGUCUUCGACAACGGCAAGUGCGUGAAGCGGCGGUGAGCAGUGGACGCCGUCACGCCGAUUCAUCGAGUAGCCCGCCGCGCGACGCGCUCACGGCUCCUCCUCUCCCCACACCUCCGUAUCGCCUCCUCCCUCUUGAUUCCUCCCGCCGCGUAUAUGUGAGUUUUACGAGGUAUCCUAUGUAG